CGCUUUGUACUCAAGUUCCAAGGAAACUUGUUGUAACUAUUUAGGAUACAAAGUAUGUAGCGCUUUGUACACGUUCCUUAGUUUAAAUACCUAAUUCUGAAAAAUGUUGUCAAGUAUCAGAGGGUUUGUGAGCCGACAUAGACGGAAGUUUAUAGUGGGAAGUAUUGUCAUCAGCAGUGUUAUUUUCAUAAGAUAUACACAACGUAGACUUCGAGAAUUGCAAGGAAAAGAAAUCAAAGAGAUACUUGAAAGAACGAAAAGGCAAGAAUACUUCGAAUGUAUAGAAAGAAUAUGCAGUCAAAUGAUAAUGUCUCUUACAUCAACUCUAAGAGACACUGUAAUUCAAGUUUUAGACACUGAAGUUAUUGUAAAUAAACUCAGAAAUGGUUGCACUGAUAAAGUAGCAUGUUGGAAUGUACUGAAAGUUUUAGCAAUUACCAGAUCAGCUGUUAUAAUAUAUUCAUAUGCAAUGGCAGCUACUUUAAUAAGGAUUCAGUUUAGCAUAAUAGGUGGUCAUAUGUACAAGGAUAUUCAAAACUCCAAUGGUGCAUCUGCAGAAAAUAUUGUACAGACAAAAUAUAUGUCGCUCUCAAGCCAUUUUAGGCACGAUGGGAUAAAGAAAUUAUGUUCACUUAUUAAGGGUAAGGUUGUAGAAAUAACAACCUCAAUUUCAUUGAAAGACGAAUUAACUCUAAAGAAUAUAGAAGAAAUAUAUUGGGCCAUUACAUCUUCUAUAUCUACGGACAGUUCAAGGGAUCCUGUUAAGAAUCUUACUACAUACAUGCUACAGACAGAAUGCGAUGGCGAAGAAGAUCCUAUGUUUAUGAAAUUGAUUAAUGAGACCCUUGAUCUUUUGGAAAAUGAAGAAGUACAAAACAUAACGCAAAGCAACAUUAGAAAUGGAUUUAGUUUGUUGAUAGAUCAUAUGUCUGAAUUUUUCACUGGUCCUACAAAAGAAAAUGGCAAAACCCCAAAUGGUAUUUCAGUACCAGGAACAUCGAAUCAGAAUCAUAUAAGUUGGAGGGAAAAAAAUAACGUAGAAGUGAACAACAGUACAUUUAUUAAUAUCAAUAAGGUAUCAAUGCCCAUGGCUAAAAUAAUACCAAUUAUAAAUGGGCAAGUACCAGACAAAUCGAUGCCAAAAGCUUUUCAGACAGAUUUAUUGCAUCGUUUAGUGACAAAUGAAGAACUUAAAACACUUGGUGAAAAUAUUUAUGAAGCAUUCAGUUUUUAAAUUUCAUACAUCCAAUUAUUUAAACUGUAUGCAACACCAUAUGGCAUUAUAUAAUAACUGUUGCAUAAAAAAUUGAAAUUGUUAAUCUAUUUAAAUAUAAACACUUUGUUUACACUUUUGAAAAGAUAUAGAAAUGUAUCUUUUUUUUAUAGUAUAUUAUAGUGAAAAUUUGGUUAUAGGUAUUUACAAUAUGUUUGAGGUAUAAAGAAGCAAACUUAAGACACUUUUGUAUUUAAAUGCGUAUCAAUAACGUCAUCGCAAUUACAGAAUGCAAAAAUAGAAUUAUAUUAUAUUAAAAUACUUGUCAUGGUAUGUAAUUUCCUUAAAAAGGUAUAAUAUAUUUUUACUUUUCAAAAAUA
This is a messenger RNA of Megalopta genalis, 1593 nucleotides long. It is a transcript of the gene Pex3, whose product is annotated as peroxisomal biogenesis factor 3. Gene Ontology annotation, cellular component: peroxisomal membrane. The record is from RefSeq and is a predicted model, not a curated record. Gene Ontology annotation, biological process: protein import into peroxisome membrane. Gene Ontology annotation, molecular function: protein-macromolecule adaptor activity. NCBI's taxonomy places the organism in Eukaryota, Metazoa, Arthropoda, Insecta, Hymenoptera, Halictidae.